GCAUUGAUGCCAGGGCCAGAUGACACUGGCCCAGGAGACGAGAAGAACGAGACGUACGCCGUCAUAGGCGCAGCGAGCUCGAGCCCACAGGUCACGGAGCAGCUGAAGCAGCUGAUCCAGCAGGCCGUGAAGGACGCAGUGAGGAACCUCGGCCCGGGGCUCAGCCAGAGCGCCGCCGGCGCAGGCGACGACUACGGCGGCACCAAGAGCGGCCGGCAG
This is a messenger RNA of Prorocentrum cordatum, 219 nucleotides long. The record is from the annotation of a GenBank genome assembly. NCBI's taxonomy places the organism in Eukaryota, Dinophyceae, Prorocentrales, Prorocentraceae.